This is a messenger RNA of Quercus robur (English oak), 507 nucleotides long. RefSeq lists its product as uncharacterized. The transcript has a single exon. Bases 1 to 507 code for a protein of 168 amino acids. The record is from RefSeq and is a predicted model, not a curated record. Lineage: Eukaryota; Viridiplantae; Streptophyta; Magnoliopsida; Fagales; Fagaceae.
AUGCAAUUCAAGCUUAAGGAUUUAGGGUAUUUGAAGUUCUUUCUAGGCCUGGAAGUGGCAAGGUCUAAGGAAGGGAUAAAUCUUUGUCAAAGAAAGUAUGCUUUUGAGCUUUUGGAUGAUGCAGGUAUGUUGGGUUGCAAGCUAGCAAAAACACCUAUGGAUCAGAUUCUAAAGCUAAACAAAUAUGAAGGAAAGGAAUUGAAUAAUCCUAACACAUAUAGAAGAUUGAUUAGCAGAUUACUCUAUUUGGUCAUUACAAGACCAGAUAUCACCUUUGCUAUUCAUAGGCUAAGUCAAUUCAUGGCUAAGCCUAGAUUACCACAUUUACAAGCUACAAAUAGAAUCUUGCAGUACAUCAAAGGCACUUCUGGUCAGGGUUUAUUGUUUUCAAGUCAAUUAGAGCUCCACAUUAAAGCCUUUGCUAAUGCAGAUUGGGCUACAUGCCUUGAUACUCAAAGAUCAACCACAAGAUAUCGUGUUUUUCUUAGGAAUUCUUUAGUUUCCUAG